GAUCUCUCCAGGCUUUUGGAGUAGAAGCCGCCACAACAACAGCAACAGCAGCAGCAGCAGCAGCAGCAGCAGCAGAGCUUCAGGAGCCAGAGUCAUGUUCGGGAGCCUGUCCAGAGUCUUCGAGGAGGACCCCUUCUUUCGGGAUCCAUUUGCUGCACAUACUGAACAUGUACAUCGUUUCUUUUCUGAACCCUUUGGGCGUGAUCCAUUUCUUGCUAUUAAAGAUGGUGGAGAAAGAAACAUAGGUCACAGAGGACGUCCAGAUUCUCAGGUUGCUUUGAGAAACAAUCACAAGGCGAUGAGCUGUUCCCUUAUGCCUUUUGGCAGUUUUGGUGGCAUGACCAUGAAUUUCCCCCUAAUCCCCUUUGGCUGUUCUGUUGGCAUGAACAUGGAUUUCAGGGAUCCUUUCUCUGCGAUGGAUAGAAUGAUGUCAAAUAUGAGAAACAGCAUGGUGGAAUUGCAAAGAAAUUUUGAUAAAAUGGCAGUUGAUACAAACGCCCACACUUUCAGUUCUUCUUCGGUGAUGACCUAUUCAAAAAAGGGUGAUGAACCUCCAAAGAUUUUCCAGGCUUCUGCUCAGACUCGAAUGGCUCCAGGAGGAAUUAAAGAAACCAGAAAGGCACUUAAAGAUUCUGAAAGUGGGCUUGAAAAAAUGGCUAUUGGUCAUCACAUUCAGGAUCGAGGUCAUGUAAUUCAAAAGGAAAAGAACAACAAAACUGGCAACGAAGAAUUGAAUCAAGAAUUUAUCAAUUUAGAUGAAACUGAAGCUCAAGCAUUUGAUGAUCAAUGGCAAAAGGAAAUUGGGAAGUUCAAGCCCUCUGUAGGAAGAAACAACAGAAAUGUGUCAAAACACCGAGGUAUUCAGCAUUUAGGCAAGGAAGAUGCAGUAAGAAGGGAGAAGACUCACCCAAGAACAGCCAUAGAGGGACCGAGGAGGCCACAAUCUUCUGUGGAGAAGCUCAGUGUCAAGGGAUCACACGUUCCCCUCAAAGCCAGCAAAAAAUAAAUGGCUGUGUUGUUUUUGUGUUAUUACUCUGGCUGUUUGUUUUGGGAGGAUACAAUCAUUCUGGAUCAAUGAAUAAGACCAAGCUUACUCUUCUUAGCAGUAGUGAUUUUGCUCUUUGACUCCCAGAUGUUCAUAACAGCUCUCAGCUCUUUGAUAACACUUGCUUUUGACCAGUAAAGGAAAAACACUUGAUACUAAAAAGCACUUUAUGGAGUUCUCUCUCUGUUAUGAGGUAGAUUGUUAAAACAUAUGGUCUUUACUGACAACAGCGGCUCUAUUAUGUUUGAAGACAGAGUGAUACUUGCAACUAUAUAUGCAGAGUUUCAAAGGAGCACAAGGUAGUAAACUGCUGUUUGUAAUGGAAGCAAUGCAGGUCUUGUUUGGUUGAAGAGUUAGUCAAGAUCUAAAACAUGACAAUGAAGAAAAUCACUUGGAAACAAUAAUUUACUGAAUGUACUGCUGUUAAACUACAGACAUAGAGAUGUGCAAAAAAGUCAUAUGAUUUGCAUAGUUUAGAAUUUUUUUGGUAGUCUCUUAGUUUUGUGUAUUUCUCAAUAUAGCCACCCUCUUAGGUUGUUGAUUAUUCUGUUACUAUAAUUCAGUGCUGCUGUUCUCCUUGCUGAGUGUAAGUAGCAUUUCCUAUAACAAUAAACCAUUGUCCUACCCUUGAACAAGCUGUGACUUGUUUUGGAAGGUGGGCAUCAAGAGUCUUAUUAGAGAUAUAAUUAAUAGACAUCCUAGUGAAGCAAAAGCUUUUUUCAGUAUUCUGUAUAAAGGAUUAGGUGUAAUCAGAUUUUAAGAUGAAACAUUAUUAAAUAAUAUGCUAGUAGCUCACUCAAUUUCCAGAAAACAUCUGAUAGUUUUUCUGAAUAGAUUUCCAAUACACAUAGCAUCAACAUAACUAAAAACCUAAGAAUGUUUUCUACUGAGCAAAAACUACCCAAUAUCUGAAUGCACUGCUAAACUAAUUGGGAAUUCCCAUAAAAGGCCUAUAAUUCUGAUCUCUAUAUAUGUUUUCCAAAGCAUGGUUUAUUAUAGUACUUAUUUUUAGCAUGCUCCACUUAGAGAUAUUUUUAGUAAACAUGUCUCCCUUCAAAUGAUUGUAAUUCAAUAUGCUUAAUGUUAAUAAGCUAUUUUAAUGUAUAAGAAGUCAUACUUCCAAUGAAUACACUUAAUCACUUUAAUUGGAAAUAAUAUUGACACUGAGGGAAGGCAAUUUCAUUUUCAGAACUCUAGAUUGGAGUAGAAGUGCACAAAACACAUUUUGAGUGUUAUUUGACAGCACACACAUUAUUUUAGUGCUCCUCGUUGUUACUUUUUCUCUCUGUCUUCAGGAUUUCUGUUUCUUUACGAUUUAUUAUUUUGUCCCCAUAAGGGCUGGUUGUGAGUUAGAAAUAUAGGGUCUGUUAUGAUCUGGGAGGCAUUUUGUUUUGCAAAUCCCCAAAAUGCUUGCAAUAAAAGUGAAUUUAGGAGAGAUUGAAUUUAUGCUUUCGUAGUUAAAAUGCACAUUUGCUGGAUGUUGUCUUCACUGUAAAGUCUUCGUGGUGCACUCAUUUGUAAGAGAUGACAAUUUGAAAGUAUUUUUAAUGCGCAAUCAUAUGCAACCUGUAUUUGUGUUACCUAUAAAUGCACCAGAUUAAGCAAAUUAGUUGGCUCUGCAAGUUAGCUCAAGGCUUCUCAGUUCAAACCUCAUCUUUCUAUAGAAACAAUAUUGAAGAAGUUUGAACAUUUGGCGCUUCAAUUUCUUUAUAUUAGGAUAGCUAACAAAAUAUCUGGUAUGUAAAAAGUUAAGGAUCUGUACAGUUAAAUCCUUCCAAUAGAAUAAAGUAAUAGUUUCUAUGCUUUUUAAAGCCACACAGGGCAGAAAUGUAUAUCUUUGCAUAUUUUUCUUGCAGCUGCAUAAUUAUAAAUACUGUAUGACAAUGUUAAUACAUCAAUUCUCAUCAAAUGAAAAGUUCACUUGCCACUUUUUGUUAAUAAAGAACUGUUCAACAGAA
Molecule: messenger RNA, 3003 nt
Organism: Anolis sagrei ordinatus
Lineage: Eukaryota; Metazoa; Chordata; Lepidosauria; Squamata; Anolidae
Source: RefSeq, a predicted model, not a curated record